Kalmanozyma brasiliensis GHG001 is the source of this 2814-nucleotide messenger RNA. Its product is annotated as DNA mismatch repair protein MutS, C-terminal. The coding region runs from base 1 to 2814 and encodes 937 amino acids. The record is from RefSeq and is a predicted model, not a curated record. Gene Ontology annotation, molecular function: ATP-dependent DNA damage sensor activity; mismatched DNA binding; ATP binding. Gene Ontology annotation, biological process: mismatch repair. The transcript has 21 exons. Gene Ontology annotation, cellular component: nucleus. Lineage: Eukaryota; Fungi; Basidiomycota; Ustilaginomycetes; Ustilaginales.
AUGAGUGCCACGACCCCGUCCAAUGCCCUCGGCGAUGCUGGCGAGACCCUCGCAUCUGCCUCACUUCCGUCUGCGAAUGAUGACCGUUCCUCGAUCGAUCGCCCCGGAGGCCCGAUCACGGCCCUAGCGAUCGAAGUACUCCACGGACACAUCGGGUGCGCUGUCUUUUCCGAGGAGGAGCAACAGCUCUUGCUCUGCGAGGACCUCCCCUACUUCUUUGCCUUCCGUGAACGAGACUCGGCCGCCUCGGCUCGACGUGCACAAUCAUCUAUGCAAGAUGAUCAAGAGGGAGGGAACACCACUGCUGCUGCUGCACAGAAUGCGGUACCUGGGUUUGGUCAUCCUUCGCACGGCUUCAUCGAAAGCUUGCUUGCACAGUUCGAACCACAUCUCAUCGUAGUGUCGUCCAAAUGUCCCGAUCCGCUUCGAGAUAUGCUGCGGAACUUUGCGGAACAACGCAAUGGUACCUACGAUUUGCGCGAUUCCAAAACCUUUCAGGUAGCGCUAGGAUUGUCAAGCAUUGAAGAAGCGACCGCCUACAGUCGCCAUCGCCAUGCAGGCGAUGAGGCACGUGGCAAUCUUGAGGAAAGCCCAUUGUCGGCAGUGGUCGUUCUCGACGCAAAGGUGGCCACAACCAAGUCAGCGCUGGCCAUUUCCUGCGUCGGACCUCUCAUGUCGAGCCUUCGUUGCCGCCAGGAGGUAGGCCGGUCUCUCACUCUGGUCUCACUAUGCCUCGACGACUAUCUCUUCGUGGACGAGAACACGCUCAAGAGCCUCAGCAUCUACUCGAGCGACGUCCAUGGCUUCGUCCAUGCCAAGCAGGGUCGCGAGGGAUUCUCAAUUCUCGCGAUGAUGAAUCUCACCUGUUCAAAGUAUUCACAGCCGCUGCUCCGACGGUGGAUCAUGCUUCCUCUCGCCAGAAGGGAGGAGAUCGUGCGACGCCACGAAGCCGUCGAGCUGCUCGUACGACUGGAGACGGCCUCCGAGAUGCCUCGUAUCAAGAAGCAGCUGGGAGAGUUCGGUGCCCUCCCACAGAUCUGUCACACGGUGAACAUGGGCCUUGGCACUACAAAGACGUGGAUCAACUUGCUCAAAACGUGCAACGCUGUCAUGAACAUCCGCGCCGAGCUAAAUAGUCUGGAGCUAUCGAGGUCCGAGUUGCUCAAGGAGCUUAAGGAACAGGUCGUCACCGAGUCGCUUCAAGAGCUAGCUGAUUCUAUCAACCAGAUAAUCGAUUUUGAGGAGAGCAAGGCACAAGGCAAGGUCACCGUCCGCACCGGUAUCGACGCGCACCUCGAUGAUUUGCGACAGCAGCUGGCAAUUCUGCCCCAGCAUCUAGAUCGCGUAGCUGCGGACCUUCGGCGAGAGGCAGCUUUCAGGCCCACUCAGGGCAUGCACGUGGUCUACUUCCCCCAGAUCGGCUACUUGAUUUGUGUCCCAGCAGGAGGCGUCAUCGACAUGCUAGCCGACUCGACCUUGGAGCAGCAAUUCUCCAGUCCGGAAAACGUCUACCUCAAGAACAAUAGGAUGACGUCCUUGGACCACGAUCUGGGAGAUAUAGCCUCCUUCGUCGUAGACAAGGAGAUUGAGAUCCUCGAUGGACUGCAGACACUCGUCAAGGAGUGCAGUCCAACAUUGCUGGCGGCGCAUGCGGCCAUUACGCAGAUUGACUGUCUCGUGGCCUUUGCUCGGGCUGCAACGCUCUAUGAUCUCAAAAGACCUCGGCUUGUCGAGGAGCAAGUGCUCCAUCUAAAGGGCAGCCGACAUGCGCUCAAAGCGUUGUCGGACGAAAGCUUUGUGCCUAACGACAUCCACCUGCAAGGCGGACUUGGUCUACCCGCUCGAACUGACGAACAAGCAGUUUCGACGGAUCGCAGCACUGUGGCAUCUCGGGCUGGAGAAGAUGCAGGACGUGCGUCUGUUCCAGAGCACUCUCAGACUGCCGCAACGAGCAAUGUCGACGAGAAGUACAGCGUGAUGGUGCUGACGGGGGCCAAUUCAUCGGGCAAAAGCUGCCUUCUGCAGCAAGCAGCACUCGCAGUCUUCCUAAGCCAAUGUGGGAGCUUUGUUCCCGCUGCAUACGCCGAGCUUGGCGUCUUCGACAAGAUCUUGACGAGGAUGAGACAGGACGAGUCGGUGGCGAGCGAAGGUAGCUCCUUCACGCGCGAGCUGGGGCGUCUGCAUCGCGCAAUGGCCAUGUCGACGAAGCGAAGCCUGGUGAUCCUCGAUGAGGUGGGCAGGGAGUGUCGCAGCGAUGAUGGCGCGGGCCUGUUCAUCGCUACGAUCUUCGACUUCCUCCAUCGAGGACCCGAUUGCCCAGUUGUCCUCUCUGCUACGCAUCACCUUCGAGCGAUCGAGCGCCACCUUCCACCCUCCCUCCCGAUCCAGCGUGCGCACAUGCAGACGCUCCUCCUGCCCACCCUCGCGGAAAGCCACAACUCGCUCACGUACCUCUACCGUCUCAAGCCGGGUUUCGCCGGCACGUCGCAUGCGUGCCACUGCGCGCGACUGUGCGGUGUGCCUGAGUCGGUCGUCGAGCGAGCUGACCGGAUCACCCGCAUCGGGCUGCGCGCGUGCCACGAUGCGGAGGCCGUCAAGGACGAGCAAAUCGUGAGGAGACUGUUGGGGCUGAGGCUAGGAAACGAGGGCGAGGGCGAGGAGCAGGUGAGGGACAUGGACGAUGAUGCGGCAAAGAGAUUGAUUCAGUGGGUGUUGGAGGGCGAUGAAGAGGAAAUGGAGGGGGAGCUGUUUCGAGGUGGGAUGUCGGUGAGUGAGGUCGAGCGGGCGUCUGCUGGUCCGAGCAGCAGGGUAUGA